Molecule: messenger RNA, 826 nt
Organism: Laetiporus sulphureus 93-53
Lineage: Eukaryota; Fungi; Basidiomycota; Agaricomycetes; Polyporales; Laetiporaceae
Exons: 4
Coding region: 160-714 (184 amino acids)
Source: RefSeq, a predicted model, not a curated record
CACCGUCAAAUUUACGGAGGGCUGGUCAACGUCAGGUGCUUCCAAUAGACCUCGGCAGCGCAGCGGGCGUAUGAGGCAUAUCGCUAUUGGAAGUACCAUCAUCCCUUGUACGAGCCUCUUGGCGGGAGCCCUGAGAUGGAACGAGAGGCGAUGAUCGCUAUGACCGUUGCGGAAGCCACCCAUCUAUGGCAGUACACUGGGCGGUUCUUUGACCAGAUCGGCCUAAGAGAAGCCUCGAAAGUCGCAGCGGCAACUGCUGAGCGUAUCGCAGACAGGGUUCUUGAUAUUGGCAGCUACUACGGAGAAACCAGAUCCUAUCAUUCGUGGAGGUCGGAGGUGUCUCUUGCGAACCCCUACAUCAGCGGUGCGGGCAUGAUAUCACCAUACAGUGGUGCAUCACCACUUCCUGGAAGCUAUGGAGUAGUGCCAGGAUCAUACUAUGCACCAGUAGCCGUGUACGGAGGAUACGCAGCAUACCCGUCGGCCGCCGUUUACCCCGCCGCCGGCUCAUACUCCGCAUUUCCUGGCGCAUAUACUGCCACUGUCUACGCAAUGAAUGGCAUCAUUCCGCAAUAUUACGGCACCGGAUACAUGCAUGGAAGGUACUACGGUGCUGAGUACCCAGCAACUGCAGGGUCAACCAUAAUACUCAGGCAACCGGGCCAUCAUCAUCAUCAUUACUAUCAUCGGCCUCACAGCGCGGUUGGAUUUUGAGCGCCACGGCCAUCAGAAAGAACGUGUGCGAAUUGAGUGGAGGCACAAUUUGUGUAGCAUGCAAGGCACCUCAUGAUUCCCUGGAAAGUUUGUUUCGCCAUCUUCUUUACUU